AGUAAGAUUUUAGCUUAGUUUGCCUUAGCUGGUAACUGAAUCGUAGCGUUCCAGUCAUGCGCAUGUGCGCAACGCUUUAGUUUUCCUUUAGUUUAUAUUUGGUUACCAGGCAACCUGAUGUUAUUUUAGCUUCUCACAGAAACUCCAGCUUUACUAGCGUCUAGUUAGAAAAAAAAACAAAGUUGUUUUCAUAAUUAAUGCCGUCAAAUAAUCAAUCUUUGGCGUUUGUGUUAAGCAGGACAUGUCAGAUUCUCUCUUACUCCAGUAAUAAGCGCUGAUCUCUGGAGACUCGAGACCAUAGAGACAGCAGCAGAAGAGAGAUGACACAGUCAAUACAAACAACAACAAUGGAGAAUGAUGGUGAAUUAACGGAGGACGAGGUGUUUAAAUGCCUGUCCAACCUGGGACAGUCAGCGACAGGACUCCAGCACACUUACCUAUGCCUCUCUGUGCCAGGGCGAGACUUGAAAAAUGUCUCCAUUUUAUGCAAUUACAUCUAUCUACAAAAGCUCGAGCUUCCCCACAAUAAAAUCAAAGAUCUAUCCUGCGUGAGUCACAUGCCACACCUCAUCAUACUGGAUGCUUCCCACAACCAAAUCACCGAUUUCUUUGGAUUCCAGCCGCCAAAAAAUCUCAAGGAGGUAAAUUUCUCACACAACCAGAUGACAGCAAUGAAGGAUCUUUCUUCAUAUCCCUCUUUGACCAAACUGAUUCUUGACUAUAAUUCAUUUAGUGCCAUCAGGGGGCUGGAAAAGUGCAAAAGGCUCUCACACCUCAGCCUGGCCCAUAACAACAUCUCCCGCAUUAGGGGUCUGGACCAUCUGCCUCUCCGAAAGCUCUGCCUGAAGGGGAAUGUGAUACAGAAGAUUGAGAACCUCCAGACUCUACGCAAUCUGCAAGUUCUAGAUUUGUCCUGUAACCGGAUUCAAAGCCUCUCAGGUCUCCAGAACCUCCAUCUCCUGGGAAACAUCAACCUUGAGAGCAAUCUGAUCAGUGAGGUAAAGGAAGCUGCAUAUCUGCAUGACCUGAUAUUGUUGAGACAAAUGAAUCUCCUCAAAAACCCAGUGCAGGACCUGGAUGACUAUAGAUUAGCUGUGAUAUUUCUUCUUCAACACCUCGUAUUUUUGGAUCAACACACUGUAACUGCAGAGGAGAAGGUGUCUGCCGUGAACAAGUACGACCCUCCUCUGGAGGUGAUCGCAGCUAGAGAUCACAUGACCCACUUGGUCUACCACCUUAUGCAGCCGCAGGUUAUUUUUGACAGUACUCUACCCAGUCUGGAUGCUCCAUAUCCCAUGCUGGUUCUCACUGGCCCGCAGGCCUGUGGGAAGAGGGAACUCGCCCAUAAGCUGUGCCAGGAAUUCAGCGACUAUUUUGCUUAUGGUGCCUGCCACACAACUAGGGGGCCCUAUUAUGGAGAAGAAGAUGGAUCCGACUAUCACUUUGUCACUGAGGAAGAAUUUCAGAAUAUGAUUCAAAUGGGUCAGUUUGUCCAGACGAUGCAGUACGGAGGACACUGGUAUGGCCUGUCACGGGAAACUAUUGAGCGUGUGGCUCGUGAAGGUCUGGCUUGCUGUGUGCAUAUGGAAUUAGAGGGAGUGUAUAGCUUGAAGAACUCGUAUUUUGAGCCCCGUUAUGUCUUGCUGAUCCCCACUGUUGUUGAUAAUUACGUCUGCUUUUUGAAAGCAAGAGGAUUCUACAGCAACACUCAGAUGGAAAAUGCUGUGUCUCGCAUUGAUUUGUACAGCAGAAUCAACAGAGAAUCACCUGGCUUCUUUGACAACAUCAUCCCUUGUGACGAUCGUGCUGAGGCCUACCGGACUCUAAAACAGCUUGUGAAGGAGUACCUUGGUCUAGAGGAGCAUGGAGGAGGAGGUGACAGCAGCUCAAUCACACCUGACAACACCUCCACAAACACAACUGGCGAGUUACUGGCAGCCAACACGACAGAGGCCAUUGACCUUAUGGACUCCUACAGCAGAAACUACCAGAACAAAAUCCAGGCCAAGAUGACGCCUCAGCAGACCCCUGCAGAAGUGGCUUCCAAUCACAGACGGCAGCAGCUGAUUCGGGAAGCUCUGAGCGGGAAGAGUCUUGGCGCUUAUACCGAGCUGUUUCAGAGGAGUGCACCCAUAGCUCCAUCAUCAUUAGCCUCUCAGUCCCGGCCCCCGCCCGGCCGCUCUUCCUCCCCAACGCGUCCCGUUGGCCUCGGCGGUCCUGACCCUGAUGAGGACACCAGUUCUGAGGAAUCUCGUGCCAGUUCUGGCCUGUCCAUGAGGAGCUCAGCAGGGGCGCUCUCAGCAGAAAGCCCGGCCCGGGGAUCAGACGCUGGGUCAGGGCCCAACAUAGAGCCUUUGGAUAUGUCUAUGUUGGGGCAGGACCGGGACUCUCUUAAAGGUCACACAGACUCUGGUUUGACCCCUGAUGCUCCUCGGUCAGUCUCUGAGCGGGUCUCCCCAACACUCCCCUCCUCCCCUGGCCGCCCAGGUGCCAAUGUUAAACCAGUCCUGCCGCCUAUCCCAUCUGGAAGAAAGACCAAUGAUUCUGGUUCAAAGCAGUAACUGAUAGUACAAAGAGCUUCACAGAAAAUAGAUAUUUGCACAUCAUGUGAGUGUUAGUGGCAAAAAUAGGUUUUUGAAAUAAGUUUAAUUAACCCCUGUAGCUUCAAGCCAGCCAUUCAAUAAAUGACAAUGAAGGCAACAGCUGUGGUGAGUGCUGUGAGGCAAAAGCAGUCAGGUCAUUGGAAAAUAUGGAGAUUCUCAUCCUUCAUCUGUGGCCUACAGUGUGAGUGAUCCGAGAGGCUGAAGGCUUAUCCGUCAUCAGCAGAUCUAAGCUCUGGAAACAGCCCGAAGCUCUCAAAUCCCUGGACACAGGAAAUGAGGCAAGAACAUGUGCAAUAGAGUUCACACUUUAUAUUACAAUGUUCAUGUUACAGAAUAAUCACUUUGAGAUAACGUUCAAAAUUAUUAUUUUUAUUAAACAAUUUAAUGAUUUUUAAAAAAUUUUAAUAAGUUAAUACUUUUACUUACAGAAGAUGUAAUCAGUUAAAUAAAAGUGACAGUAAAGACAUUAAUAAAGUGAUUUUAUAUGAUUUUAAAAAUCUUACUCACCCCAAACUUUUGAAUUUUGUGGAAGCCCACUUCUGCCUUUAAAUAAAAAAUAAAAAAGUAAUUGUGAUUCUUUUAUCUCACCCUUUUUUGUGACUUUUUUUUUACUCACAAUUGCAAGUUAUAGUUAAAAUUGAGAUGUAAACUCUCAGUUCUUAGAAAUGAAGUCAGUAUUGCAUGAUAUAAACUUGCAAUUGAGUUAUGAAGUCAGAAUUCCGUGAUAUAAACUCGCAAAUGCAAGUUAUAAAGUCAGAAUUGAGAUAAACUCACAAAUAUGACUUUUUCCACAGAACUGCGUGAUAUAAACCUGCACAUCUGAUUUUUUCUCAGGAUUGCAUGAUAUAAACUUGCAAUUGAGUUAUAAAGUCAGAAUUCCGUGAUAUAAACUCGCAUUUGCAAUUUAUAAAGUCAGAAUUGAGAUAAACUCACAAAUUUAACUUUUUUCACAGAAUUGCGUGAUAUAAACUUGCAAUUGUGAGUUAUAAAGUCAGAAUUCCGUGAUAUAAUCUCGCAAUUGCAAGUUAUAAAGUCAAAAUUGAGAUAAACUCACAAAUAUGACAUUUUCACUGAAUUGUGUGAUAUAAACUUGCACAUCAGAAUUUUUUUCUCAGAAUUGUGUGUUAUAAACUUGCAAUUGUGAGUUAUAAAGUCAGAAUUGUGAGACAAACUCACAAUUCUGAGAAAUAAACGUUUAUAUCUCACAUUUCUGACCUAAUAGCAUGCAAUUGCGUUUUCAGAAGUCAGAAUUAUGAGGUAUAAACCCGUAAUUCUGAGAACAUAUAACUCACAAGUGCAAGUACAUAUCUCAAAAUUCUGAGGAAAAAAAAGUCAGAAUGGCAUUUUUUAUUGCAUUUUUUCAGACGACUUCUCGCAGUUGUGUUUAUAUCUCACAAUUCUGAAAAAAAGUCAGAACUGUGAGAUAAAAAGCAAUAACCUUUUUAAAAUUUUUAUUCAGUGGUGGAAACGGGCUUCUGUAGAAUGCAUUGCAAGUGACUUUGGAUGAAAGUGUCUGCCAGUUGCAUAUGUUAGCAUAAAUAAACAGAAUUAUGUCAACAUAAUAUAUGUGUAACAUGAACUUGUAAUCUACGUGUAACUCAAUGAUUUUACCUCUGCUGCGGCUCAUUCCUGGCCACAAAUGAGCAGCUGGAGCGGUUGGAGACACUCUCUGCCUGUAAUGAAUGUAUCUUAUGGCUCAAUCUGACACACAGACUGAGUAAAUAUAUUGAGACAGCUAUUCGGGUAUCUCGUGACACAAGUUGCAUUUCAUUUCCGCUUUCAUUUGUCAUCAGCGUGCAGUGAGCCUGUGUGUGUAUAUCUGUACAGUAUGUACACACACACACCUGGCCGUCCAUCAGCGUCAGUCCCUCUAACUGGCAGAUGUUGCAAUGAUCUCAUAAUUCAGAGGCAGUUUCAGACAAGACGGUUGUGCGAACCCUCGGGCGUAACCUACUUACAGAGACAGUCUUCACACUUUUGCUAUCUUAUCACUCUCAUCUAGAUCUCACGCUCCUAUUGCUGGACUAUGUUGAACAGCGUUUAAGAAAUGUGAAUAUAUAUACAUAAAUAGUUGGAAGGCCAAAUGGUUCAAAAACACAUGAAUUUUAUUUGGCUUUUGGAACUUCUGUUUCUAAGAAUGUAGGGGUAACCCAUCAGUCAAUCCUGACACACUUUCGUAAGAUGGCAGAGAUUCUCUCAUAAUCAUAAUCAUGACAAGCUGACUCAUAAUUUCCUUCUCUUCUUUCAUCUCCACACAUAUCACGUAUCUCCAUAACCUGGUCUCUGAAAAACCAAGAUCAUAUCUCAGAGUAAGGCAAUCCUGUCCACAUUAUAUUAUCCAGAGCAGAGCUGAGAGACAAAGAAGCCUGCGUAAAUCAUCUUCUCCGCAUAAAGGCGAGAGAGCACGAGAGAGGCUAAAUCGAAGUGGAGCUGUUGUAUUUUACCCUCAUAGCUGCAAAAGCUGUUUGUCAGUUCAGGCCUACAGCUGUGACUGCUCUUGAUACACUGUUGUUAAAUUGCUGCUUCAGUGAAGUUUAGGCCUGUGAUUUCUUGCUCAUAGAAUAGAGGUAGAGGAUUGUAAAUAAGAACCGUUGCAAAUUUUUAUCUGCGCUGUAUGCUUCAUUCUGCUUAUAGAAGUAUAUUUAAAGGGGUAGUUCACCCAAAAAUUUAAAUUCCGUCAUGAAUUACUCAUCCUCAUCCCAGUCGUUCCAAACACAUAAGACUCGUUCAUCUUUGGAACACAAAUGAAGAUAUUUUUGAUGAAAUCCGAGAGCUUUCUGACCCUGCAUAGACAGCAAUGCAACUACUAUGUUUAAGGCCCAGAAAUGUAGUAAGGAUAUUGUUAAAAUAGUCCGUGUGACAUCAGUGGUUCAACCAUAUUGUUACGAAGCUAUUACAUGUCAGUGUCCGCCACCAUACACAAGAUGAGAUGACAAUUAAUGACAGAAUUUUCAUUUUUGGGUGAACUAUCCUUUUAAGCAAUAAUAUAUGGGUAAGUUGUUGUAAUACAGUUGUGCUGAAUAUCAACGGACUUGCUUUUAUAUGAAGUUAAAUUAGCAAUUAAUAUAGUUAGAUAAUUCAAAAGCUCUGAAUAAUCCUGGAGUGAGAGAAUACACAAAUGCUCCAGAUUUCAAAAACCCUGACUAAAACUUUAAUAAUCAUUCCUGUAAUAUGAGUGUGCAGUUUAAACUUUUAUGUUAGGAUUUAAGAAAAAUUUGAGAACUUGCAAUAAAUGAUUUUGCACUAUUAAUGCUGUUUCCUUCUGGCUUUGACUGCUUACGCAUGUAAACGAGCAUCAGACAUCCAGCUAAGAUCUAACUUUAAUCAAAGAAUGAUUUAAAUUUUAGACAUGCGUUUGUGUUCACAGACUUCGAAUAUCGUUAAUAAAUAGUAGGCCAUCCGUGUUUGCUUACUAAUAUUUUGUCUGAUUUGUCUAAUUAGGCUUUCAGUAGCCAGUCAGUUUUGGUUACGAUUUACUUUACGGUGUCCAUUUUACGGUGCAAUUAUACAUUAAGUAUUAAGUAAUUUUAAUGAACAACAUGCACUUACUACAAGGUUAUGGUUAGGAUUAGGGUUUGAUUUAACACCAUGUCUACACCGGACGCGAGCGUGGCACGAUGCAACAAAAUACUAUAGAACCCACUAUAAUUGGAUGCGGCAUGACGCGACAAGACAUGACAAAUCCCUGACGUAGACUGAUAUAGAAGAGCAAAAAAUGCGAACAGCACAACAACACGUAAAAAACGUAAAUUUAACACAUAUUAUACAUGUUUUUCAUGUGUUAAAUACGUGUUUGCACUGAUUUUUCAUGUGCAAACAAUACGUAUUUAAAGGGUUACUCCACCCCAAAAUUACUCAACCCCUAUGUCAUUCCAAACCCGUAAAAGCUUUGUUCAUCUUCGGAACACGGAGCAAGGAGAUUGGUAAAAUAAUCCAUGUGACAUCAGGGGUUCAACCGUAAUUGAAGUUGCGAGAAUACUUUUUGUAUGCAAAGAAAACAAAAAUAACGACUUUAUUCAACAAUUCGUCUCCCCUGCAAUCACCCUACACUGUAAAAAAAACACUGUUGAAUCAACUUAAAAUAAUUUGUA
This is a messenger RNA of Labeo rohita (rohu), 6694 nucleotides long. It is a transcript of the gene lrguk, whose product is annotated as leucine-rich repeats and guanylate kinase domain containing. Gene Ontology annotation, cellular component: cytosol. The transcript is spliced from 20 exons. NCBI's taxonomy places the organism in Eukaryota, Metazoa, Chordata, Actinopteri, Cypriniformes, Cyprinidae. Bases 321 to 2561 code for a protein of 746 amino acids. The record is from RefSeq and is a predicted model, not a curated record. Gene Ontology annotation, molecular function: protein binding; GMP kinase activity.